CUCCCCUAUAUAACCACCCGCGGCUACAAAAACCACCUUGAACUUUGCGAUCCCCAAAACCGACAACUCGGGAUUCAGAAAUGGCGGGUGUAUCUUCAUCGAUGAUACUGGCCGAGCAUGUGUCGUGGUACAGCACCCUGCUCCUGGCCCUGAUGCUGGCAAUGAACUGCUGCGAGCCAAGUGAUGAGGUCUACCAGGACGCUGGACAAGCUGUUUGGCACCGAAGUGGUGGCGAGUUUGCCAACAAGGUACGCCCAUGCGACGAGAUUUACGUGGUCAGGGAAGGGGAAACUCUCCAUACGAUCAGCGAGAAGUGCGGGGACCCAUACAUAGUCGAGGAGAAUCCGCAUAUCCAUGACCCGGACGACGUCUUCCCUGGCCUCGUCAUCAGGAUCAAUCCCUUCAAGUACAGUUAGAGCGUUCCAUAUGAUUUUGCUUAAUACUUACUUUAGCGAGGUUUUACUUUUUUUUCUCCUUUUCAUCUUCUCCUUAUUCGAGAUAUAGGAAUUUAUGAAUUGGGCAGCUGGCUAUAAGACGCUGCGAAUUGUAGCAUAAGCAUUGAAUUCCAUGAAUCGCCGAUUGAGGACAACGUAUAUACGAUGUACGAACCAUAGAUCAUACGGUUUGUGUUUAUCAUGUCUCAAGCUCUCCCGGUAUAUAUUGUAACAUUUCAAGACCUUGAACACCGGAAAUAAUAACAUCGCGUGAUUUUGUUCCA
Punica granatum (pomegranate) is the source of this 718-nucleotide messenger RNA. NCBI's taxonomy places the organism in Eukaryota, Viridiplantae, Streptophyta, Magnoliopsida, Myrtales, Lythraceae. The record is from RefSeq and is a predicted model, not a curated record.